GGAAGAGACGGCCAUCAUGGUUGCCCAUCCAAUAAAUUUUCGAGAUCUCGAUAUUUACCAGGCGGUUUCAAUACUUGGUUAGCUUAAAGCUUAAGCUUCUUGUCUCCUGGAACGAGUCCUUUCUUUCUUGCUUCUCUCCUCCUUGACCUUUGCGACAUCAUCGCUGGCUUUCAUCCCGACAGAACCGCGGUCGACUUCUAGAAAUUUGUUCAAUGUGCUUUCUCCUACUAUGAGCAAAACCCAGGUCAAGGACGUCCAGGACGAGCUUUUGAAGAAACGUAAAUGCAGACGACGUCCAGGAGAUGUCAUAUACCCUUUGGAAUAUACCAACGAGAUGGUGAAUUUUGAUAACUGGGAUCAUCUAUUUUUCACCAAGUGUUGCAGGAGUCUCACGAUGCACCAGUUCGAUACCCCCCCACUUUCAGUCUUAGAUUUGGGAUGUGGUCGUGGUUUGUGGGCAAUUGAAGCCGCGAAGCAAUGGAAGGAAAGCUUCAUAGUUGGAUUCGACAUCAAACCCAAACAGCCCAAGCUCAGUAUUCUGGAUCCAUGUAUUGCUCGAAGGUUGGAGUGGGUCGUUGGUAACUUCCUCGACCCUUUGCCGUUUACAGCGGGCCAGUUCGAUUUAGUGAGGAUGGUCCGUUUAGGCCUUCAUAUUCCCGAGGACGAAUGGCCCUAUGUCUUAGAGGAAGUCACACGCGUUCUGAAGCCAGGUGGCGUGCUAGAGAUGGUCGAAGAAGAUCUUAUUUUCCCGUGCCAGAGAAUUGAUUCUACAAUAACAUUUUCUUCCAGCGGUCCCUCUUCCAUUAAAAGUUCAGCUAGAAGCUCUAAAACUGAUGUGACCGUCGUCUCCGAGUCGUAUCAAAAGCCGGAGUCUUCCAACAAUGUACUCAAUUCGAAGAGUGGUAGCGCGGAUACGUUUCCGUCUUCUUCAGCUUCACCUUCCACCGCAUCUCUCGCCGAAACGAUCCCCGAGGAACAAGGGCCAGUCCAACCGGCUCCUGAUCUGCGGGACCACUCUAGACUGAAACAGGCAUGGGAAGACAUGCUCGACAGCCGCUUUCUUGCUUCGCAGUUGCUUGCAGUUUUGCCUUUCUAUCUAAACUCGUCGUUUACUGAAAUUCGAUCACGACCACCUCUCCAAUUUCCAUUACCGUCGAACUCUCCUCUCACAAAGGACGCCCGACCACCAUGGAGAGGACAAGACCUACUAGAUCCAGAUUCGCUUUUCGUCCGGGUGUCUUCUCAUGGAAGACCUUCGGGUGGCACCAACAGUAACGACGACGACAAUGUUUCAAUACACACCAAAAAAUCCUCGCAAAGAGCGAUACCAUCAUCGGUGUCCAUGCAUCUCGCCCGUACGGUGCGCACUAUUAUUGGAUGUAAGGAUUCCAUAUGGGAAGCCUACGAGAGACUUUUCGGCAACGACCCAAACAUGCCACGCAUUAUGAGGACCUCGAGACUGAGGGACAUUAAGAAUAGGAUAGAUUUCAUCAGCGGCGAAGAUUUAGAACCGUCUAUAAAUUCGACGCGCGCUUACUUUGAACGGGAUUGGCAGAACUGGGAGAACGACAUGACCGACCGUAUUGGUAUACGAGGGAGCAUAACCUCGGAGCUUUUGUGGGCCGAGCCAUUAGGGAAGCCUCCAGAUAUGCGCGUAUGGCGAAAGUCGUUACCUCCACAUGCGGGGAGCCCGAUACUCGAGGUGGAGACAAAACCAGCCGACCUCUGCAGAAGCCUGCGAGGUUUUGUGUGUUGGAAACCUUUUAACAACGACAGUGUCGACACAUUGGUGGGUGGAGGAAGCGUAGUCACGAUCCCCGAUCUCGAUGCCUGCAAAAUUAAAGGGAAGUGAAGACGGCUUUCGUUAUUCAAAGCAUCGAGAUCUUUGGCUGCGACAUUACGGUCGAUCGCUUUCACGUUCUGGGAGUUGGACCAUUAUUCUUUCUCUAUACUAGUCGAGCACCAUUUAUGACUCUUUCAGUCUUGCUUUCAGUGGUAUAUAUCUGCGUCGCAUCUGUAUUUUACUCAAAUGCUUUGAAAACCUGGAUUGGCUGUUUUGACUGG
Molecule: messenger RNA, 2064 nt
Organism: Serpula lacrymans var. lacrymans S7.9
Lineage: Eukaryota; Fungi; Basidiomycota; Agaricomycetes; Boletales; Serpulaceae
Exons: 9
Coding region: 230-1852 (540 amino acids)
Molecular function (GO): methyltransferase activity
Source: RefSeq, a predicted model, not a curated record